Momordica charantia (bitter melon) is the source of this 2269-nucleotide messenger RNA. RefSeq names its product basic helix-loop-helix (bHLH) DNA-binding superfamily protein (gene BHLH121). Gene Ontology annotation, molecular function: protein dimerization activity; DNA-binding transcription factor activity. The record is from RefSeq and is a predicted model, not a curated record. Gene Ontology annotation, biological process: intracellular iron ion homeostasis. NCBI's taxonomy places the organism in Eukaryota, Viridiplantae, Streptophyta, Magnoliopsida, Cucurbitales, Cucurbitaceae.
CACAUUACAUCUGUGAUCAGCUGAAAUUUCAACAAGCGUCAAUAUCACCCCACUGCGCAACACCUUAUCAACAAAUUUCUGCACCGAAAAUGCGUCUGAAUUCUCAAAGAACUACGAAGACGUCGUCAAACCGUUAGCCUCGACGCUGAAUUGCCGCUUUUACGAGAAUCCACUGGCUGUCUCCGGCAGCAGUAAUGGAUCAACUGAUACGAUGCGACGCUUUCAUUCAAAAUCCAGCCGCAUCCUCCAUUGUUGUACCACGCACUGAGCUUUCAGGACGCCCAGAAUCAGAUCGUUCUCAACCCAGUUCCAGGUCUGGGGGGGAGUUCAAGGAUUCUGCAGCUGCUAGAAAAGUUCAGAAGGCUGACAGAGAGAAACUAAGAAGGGACCGACUAAAUGAACAGUUUUUCGAGCUGGGAAAUAUUUUAGAUCCUGGUAGGCCCAAAAAUGACAAAGCAACCAUUUUAGUGGAUACAAUUCAAUUGCUAAAGGAUCUGACAUCUGAAGUUAACAAAUUGAAAACUGAGAAUGCUACAUUAACCGAAGAAUCACGUGAGCUAGCUCAGGAAAAGAAUGAUCUUAGAGAAGAGAAGGCAUCGCUCAAAUCUGAUAUUGAGAAUCUUAAUGCUCAAUAUCAGCAGAGACUCAGGGCUACAUACCCUUGGCCUGCCAUGGAUCACUCGGUCGUCAUAGCCCCUCCCCCCUUUCCAUUUCCAGUGCCAAUGCAAAUGCCUCCUGGGCCAUUUCCUGUGCAUCCAUCCUUGCAGCCUUAUCCAUUCAUCGGAAAUCAUAAUCCGGGGGUAAUUGCAAAUCCUUGUUCCACCUUUGUCCCGUACAUAACUCCUAACUCUGUAAUUGAGCAGCAGUCCUCCCGAAAUACACCGCCUUUUGUUCAUCCAGGUAACCAGUCUCGUAACUUGAGCAAGCAAGAUUCCGGUAGUAAAUCCUCAAGUGAAAGCAAGAUUGAGAAAAGUGUAGAUUCUAGUGAAGUUGCAACGGACCUGGAGUUGAAGACUCCUGGAUCCUCCACAGAACAGGAUACAUCAUUUGAACAAACAAACAGUAAGAAAAUGCGCAGGAAGGAAAAUAAUAAAUCUGAAGAGAGUUUUUCAAGUAGAUGUUCUUCAUCUUGUAGUCUAGAGGUCAAUUCGUCUAGUAGCACGGCUAAUGGUAAAUAAAUCUAUCGAUAAAUGUGGAAGCACGUAACAGGGGCAGGUUCGCCCAAAUUAGUCCCUUGAUUUCAUUUUGGUGAUCCUUACCUUACUCAAACUUACUAGUGCUUAUCUGCAACUGGGGUGGAUCAUCUUCAAUGCAAUGUAAAGGACCAUUACUAAGUUAGUAGUAUCUGAGAUUAUGACGUAUUACAUACUUACCUCUACCUCGUUGGUGAAGUCUCCAAAGUUGCAGCAGCCACUUAUUGGAUCAUCUCCUUAUGUACUACCUGUACAUGGUUGUGCAAUUAGGUUAUGUCUCUAUAGUUACUUGUUUAUUUGCAAAAAUCCAACGCUGCUACAUUCGCUUAACUGUUAUAAAGAUGGUGGGUCCAUUCGUUUCUCUUGAAUACUUCUGGUUUCCUUAUGCUACAUGCCUUGACAGACGAUGUGACAGAGAUAUUUGGUUUCAUAAAUCAUGUAGGAAUGACUGUGAGAGCACUAGAUGCAAAGAAUACAUACAUGAUAUUUCAACGAAUUAUGUCAAAUCAAGGAGACAAGACUGGACGGCCUCAAGCUCGACCAAGAGGGAGCAAUUGCAACGGGCAUUAGCAGUUAGACCAAGAGGAUGAAAAUGAUUCCGAGGAAAGAAUCGAAUGACUUUAGUGCUGAAAGAGACAGUGGGGAAGAGGCCAUUAAUGCUGCUGUUAUCCAGAAAUUUGAAGGUCUUGAAUGAGAGGUGGAGGGGCAUCCAAAUCCAGAGUGCCCAAAAGCAGAUAUUGCUUUCUCUGCUGCAUGUGAAAAUCUAGAUAUGUUUUAACUGGUUCACAGGACAUUGGUGAAAUAGAAGAGUACAAACAACAGAGUGGGAGCUCCCUAGUUUGUGACUUGAAAUCUUCUUGGUCAUAAUCUAGCAGCAUUUUGUUUUAAAGGUUUGAACUUUGGAGGGCGUUGAGUUUUACUGAUAUUUGCCUAUCUUUGAUGUCAUAAGUUUCCAUUGGUACAUUUGAUAGUUUUGUGAAGGUUAAAUCAAUGAAAUUUUGAUAUACAUAGUUUUGGGCUAUGUUGAACAACGUUUGGAUGAAAUGAAAAUGUAUGAGAGGUGGUUCUUGUCUAAA